Molecule: messenger RNA, 100 nt
Organism: Entamoeba invadens IP1
Lineage: Eukaryota; Evosea; Mastigamoebida; Endamoebidae
Exons: 1
Source: RefSeq, a predicted model, not a curated record
AUGUUUUGGUUGGGUACUAACGGAAGUCCGCACUGUUUUGCUUUUUCGACCUCAACAAAAUACAUAAACAUUGAGUUCAUUCCAUUUCUCAUCGCCUCAA